CAUGUCCGACUCCUCCCGCUCCCGGCGGAAGCGCUCGCGGCACAACGAUCCGGACGGCGCGGGCCCCUCGCGCGACGCGGCGUUCAAGGUGACCGUCUCGGGCGGGCAUCGGUACCCGCCAAAGCUCGUGGAGCAGUGGCGGCAGGGCACGCUGUGCGACUGCACCAUUGUCGUGGACCCCGAGACGUUCAGCGGGCAUCGCAACGUGCUCGCCGCGGCGAGCGGCUACUUUGCGGGCCUCUACUCGGGCGCGGGCGUCGUGAUGCGCGAGCGGAACGGCGGUCCGGCGCAGCUCGAGGGGAUGUCCCCCGAGGUAUUCGGCGCGGCGCUCGAGUUCAUGUACACCGGCGAGUGCGGCCUGCCCGAGACGAUGCUGACCGAGCUGCUCCAGGCGGCGUCGCGGCUCCAGGUCGAGGACCUGCUGCGCGCGACCACCCAGGCGCUCGCGCUCAAGGAGCGGCUGCAGCCCUCCAACUGCCUCGCGAUCUGGGAGCUCGCCGAGCGGCUUGGCCUCGCCGAGCUGCAGGAGCACGCGCGGGAGUCGGCGACGCGCGAUUUUGAGAAGCUGCAGUCGAGCCCGGAGUCGCUCUUCCUCUCGCUGCCUCACGCCCGGCUGGCGACGCUGCUCGCCGACAUGAACCUGAACGUCGAGAGCGAGGACGCGGCCUUCCAGGCGAUGGUUGCGUGGGCGCGCCACCAGCAGCCCGCUCCGUCGGAGGCCGAGCUCGAGCAGCUGCUCUCUCUGAUCCGCUUCCCGCGCAUGACGCGCGCCUUCCUGGUCGACGUGGAGCCGCUGCUGCUCGGACACCCGCGCGGCGCAAUCAUCUACGCGCAGUCCUUCCGCGAGGUGCAGUUCUGCGACGACACGCCGCGCGCAAAGAAGCGGCUGGUCCGCCUGUCCGCGUCGAACGUCAAGUACACCGACCUCAAGGCGGAGAUGGCGGUGCGCAUCUGCGGCGAGAUGGGCGAGGUCAAGCAGGCGUGCGAGCAGCGCGCGCCAGGCGCCUCGGAGGCGGUCGAAUGGAACGAGGACAUGGUUGACUACUUCGAGGAGCGGCACCGCGGCGCCGGGCUGCGCAUCCGCAAGAUCUCGCAGGAGCUGCAGGCGGCGGAGCUCGAGCACCCGUCGGGCGGCUCGGACCACUUUUGGUUCCCUUUCAACGUCUUGGCGCGCGCCGCACGCCUUGGCUGAAGCGCCUCCAGACCCCACCCCUGGACUCCUGCACUCCUCCCCACGCGCCCCACCCCCCGGCACGUGUGCCACAUGCGCCCUUUCGCCUGCGGCUUUGUGAUCUGUGAUCUGUGCGGGCGUGUGC
Emiliania huxleyi CCMP1516 is the source of this 1316-nucleotide messenger RNA. RefSeq lists its product as hypothetical. The annotation marks the transcript as partial. Lineage: Eukaryota; Haptophyta; Isochrysidales; Noelaerhabdaceae. The record is from RefSeq and is a predicted model, not a curated record. Gene Ontology annotation, molecular function: protein binding. The transcript is spliced from 3 exons.